Magnusiomyces paraingens is the source of this 1851-nucleotide messenger RNA. RefSeq lists its product as uncharacterized. Gene Ontology annotation, cellular component: cytoplasm. Gene Ontology annotation, biological process: cellular response to unfolded protein; protein refolding. Lineage: Eukaryota; Fungi; Ascomycota; Dipodascomycetes; Dipodascales; Dipodascaceae. Gene Ontology annotation, molecular function: misfolded protein binding; ATP-dependent protein folding chaperone; ATP hydrolysis activity. The record is from RefSeq and is a predicted model, not a curated record. The coding region runs from base 1 to 1851 and encodes 616 amino acids. The transcript has a single exon.
AUGACGGGAAAGGCUAUUGGAAUUGAUCUAGGAACAACCAACUGUUGUGUUGCUUACUAUUCCAAAGGAUUAAAGGUUAUAGAGCACGGGCCAAGCGUCUAUCUUCCAUCGGUUGUCACAUACUCUUCAAAAGAUAGAGUACAUAUUGGUUUGGAUGCUUUGGACAAAUCAGUGGAGAAUCCUAAAACCACUAUUUCUAACUCAAAGAGGUUUAUUGGUUUGUGUAAAGAUGAUCCUGCUGUUAUCAAAGAUUCUAAAUUUAUUCCAUACGAAAUUGUUAAUCAAGACGGGAAGGUAGCAUUUAAGCUUGAAUUUGACAAUGACAACGACACAAAAAUAGUUUGCCCAGUAACAGUGGCCUCCAUACUAUUGUCCAAAAUUAAAACAAAUGCUGAAAACUUUUUUAAGCAACCAGUAGAAUCCGCAGUUAUUACAGUCCCAGCUUACUUCAACAAUAUGCAACGUGAAGCAACUAAACUUGCUGCAGAAACUGCUGGGCUUCGAGUUUUGUCCAUCAUCAACGAACCUACCGCUGCUGCUAUUGCAUACGGGAUAGAAACAGAUUUUGACAAUGAUUUAGAAAAAAUUGACCAUUUAUCAAAUCCUAAAAAGGGGAAAAAUAUUCUUGUAUUUGAUCUUGGUGGUGGUACAUUUGAUGUUUCUAUUGUCAAUGUUUUAAAUGACGAUUACAAAGUACUUGCGACAGAAGGAGACUCGCACUUGGGUGGCAGCGAUUUUGAUAACAGGAUAUUUCAAUAUUUUACCGAAGAAAUAAAAUUACAUCAUGACAUUGAUGUUUCUCAAGACCGCUUCUUAAAAUUUAGACUCUUGCGAGCUUGUGAAGAAGCUAAAAAAAAUCUAAGCGCUUUUCAUAAGGCUACAAUUUCUGUUCAUGGGAUCACAAAUCAAUCUCAAUAUAAGUCUACUAUAACUCGUCGGCAGUUUGAAUCCAGUUGCAAUGAUUUAUUUGAAAAAACCCAAAAUACCAUAAAGAAUGCGAUUAAACUUGCAAACUUAACUAAUGAAGAUAUUGAUUUCAUUGUUCUAGUGGGAGGCUCAAGCAUGAUUCCUUAUUUUAAUAAUAUGAUUCUAAAUCUUUUACCCCAUUCCAAAAUAUGCAAAGAUGUUGAUCCUGGGCAUGCUGUUGCUUUUGGGGCCGCAUGGCUGGCAGCUGUUUAUUCUGAUGAUAUUGAGGGGAAUGUUUCCAAAAUCAAGUUUUCCGAUGUGACGCCAUUGUCUUUGGGAAUAGAAGUUAUUUUUGGCGAGUUUCUUAAAAUAAUUGAAAAAAACACAGCUAUUCCAAUCUCAAUAACCAAAAUGGUCACAACUUGCAAAGAUUUCCAAACUGUGAUUAAUUUCAAAGUUUUUCAAGGCGAGCGUAUUACCUCUAAAGACAAUUAUUUAUUGGGGCAAUUCCUUUUUGAUAGGAUUCCUGCUAAACUCAAAGGAAAAGUAAUUAUAGAAGUUACGUUUUCAAUCGAUGAAAAUGGAAUUUUAACAGUCAAGGCACAUGAAAAAAGCACCAGGAAACAAGCCCAUAUCAACAUCUCUAAUAGUCAUGACAUAUCUCCUGAAAAAGUGUUACAAAUCCAGGCAGAGGCAGAAGCAGCAAUUAAACAAGAUCAUGAUGCAAAGGAAUUAAUGAAGGCCAAAAAUGAUUUCAGUAACUUUCUUUAUAACAAACAACAUACUUAUAAGAACUUAAAAUUGACUGGGGCUCAAGAAAUUAAUGCACGUAUCAGAGCUGCUUCCAAAAACAUUUUAAGUCAAGAUAUUACUAUUAAUGAUAUCAAACGAGAGGAAGUAAGCUUAAAAAACUUGAUAUUUUCGUUGGAGGAUUUAAUUAUUUAG